GAAAGUUAGAGGGAGAGGUUAAUAAUAUACGAAAACAGAGAGUAGAAAGAUGGAACAGUGAAGAGGAAAGGAAAAAAAAAGGAUGGGUUUUCGUUUGGGAUUUUUUAUGGUUUUGUCUGUGAUGGUUUUGGCUUCUGCAACUACUAAGAAUCAGAAUCUACCCAUCUUGUCAUUCGACGAAGGGUAUUCUCAUUUGUUUGGGGUUAAUAAUCUCAUGAUAUUAAAAGAUGGAAAAACGGUUCAUAUCUCACUAAAUGAAAGAUCAGGUGCUGGGUUUGUCUCUCAGGACCUUUACUUGCAUGGGUUCUUCAGUGCUUCGAUUAAGCUACCGGCAGAUUACACAGCCGGCGUUGUCGUCGCGUUUUACAUGUCAAAUGGAGAUAUGUUCGAGACGAACCAUGACGAAUUGGAUUUCGAGUUCUUGGGGAAUAUUCGAGGAAAGGAAUGGCGGAUUCAAACGAAUAUUUACGGAAACGGAAGCACGAACAUCGGAAGGGAAGAGAGAUACGGUUUCCGGUUCGAUCCUUCCGAAGAUUUUCAUCAGUACAGCAUUCUCUGGACUGAGAAUCUCAUCAUAUUUUAUGUGGAUGAUGUUCCAAUAAGAGAGAUUAAGAGGACUGAAUCAAUGGGUGGAGACUUCCCUUCCAAGCCAAUGUCCUUAUAUGCUACCAUAUGGGAUGGUUCAACAUGGGCUACUAAUGGUGGCAAGUUCAAAGUGAAUUACAAGUAUGCCCCUUACAUUGCUGAAUUCUCCGAUCUGGUGCUCCAUGGAUGUGCCGUCGACCCGAUCGAAUUCUCAUCGAAGAAGUGUGACGCCGGUGAUUCUCUUAAUGCUUUCAAUGUCAAAACUGGUAUCGUAUUGGAGGAAAGAUCCAAAAUGCUUAAUUUCAGGAAGAAGCAAUUGCAAUACUCAUACUGCUAUGACCGGGUCCGAUACCCGACUCUGCCGUUGGAGUGUGUUAUCAACCCACAUGAGGCAGAGCGGCUCCGUGGGUUUGACCCGGUUACAUUUGGACACCGGCAUCACCGUGGGAAGCGGCACCACCGGAGCAGAGCAAGCAGGGCUGAGGGCAGAACCACCCUCUAGAAGAAGAAGACUUGAAUUGGGAUGUAAUUUCUCUAUAUGUUUUUAGAUUCAUAUGGGCAGGUCUAUUUAGUUACAGUUUCCUCUUGUCAAUUUCAUGUAGUUGGGCCAGUUUCUGGGAAUAGAGGGGAGAGAUUUAUUGA
Molecule: messenger RNA, 1227 nt
Organism: Telopea speciosissima
Lineage: Eukaryota; Viridiplantae; Streptophyta; Magnoliopsida; Proteales; Proteaceae
Product: probable xyloglucan endotransglucosylase/hydrolase protein 28
Exons: 4
Coding region: 83-1087 (334 amino acids)
Biological process (GO): xyloglucan metabolic process; cell wall biogenesis
Cellular component (GO): apoplast; cell wall
Molecular function (GO): xyloglucan:xyloglucosyl transferase activity; hydrolase activity, hydrolyzing O-glycosyl compounds
Source: RefSeq, a predicted model, not a curated record